Hippoglossus stenolepis (Pacific halibut) is the source of this 828-nucleotide messenger RNA. Its product is annotated as C-C motif chemokine 19. Gene Ontology annotation, cellular component: extracellular region. Gene Ontology annotation, biological process: immune response; G protein-coupled receptor signaling pathway; neutrophil chemotaxis. Gene Ontology annotation, molecular function: CCR chemokine receptor binding; chemokine activity. The record is from RefSeq and is a predicted model, not a curated record. NCBI's taxonomy places the organism in Eukaryota, Metazoa, Chordata, Actinopteri, Pleuronectiformes, Pleuronectidae. The coding region runs from base 87 to 425 and encodes 112 amino acids. The transcript is spliced from 4 exons.
AGUGUAGUGUAUAUAAACACUGAGACACGCGUCCAAUCUGUCACCACUGAGGCUCAGAGACGACUUCACCAGCUCAGCGACCAGACAUGGCUCCGUGGGGUGACUCCAAACUCUUCUCCUGCUUCUGCAUCCUCGUCAUCACCUGCUACUGCACAGUGACAGUCGCUCAGAUCCCCAUGGACUGCUGCCUGAGCGUCAAGAACAAGAUGAUAGAGAGACGACGGAUCGUGGACUACAGUCUUCAGACCAGUGGACACGGCUGCUCUAUCGAUGCCACCAUCCUGCUGACCAUACGAGGCCGGAGGCUCUGUGUCCCCACCAACGAACCCUGGGUCCAAACAGUGAUGAGCCACGUGGACCGCCAGAAGGCACGGUGCAAGGGAAGCUGCAAGAGCAAACGCGGGGCCCAAGGGAGGCGUGCUUGACCUCUGACCCCUUCAGCCACCUUGACGACAACAUCGGGCCUCUACGAGUCAGGGAGGAGACGCAGUGACUCAAACCAAUUUAAAUAAUAAAUCAUUAUAUUGAGAGGAUCUUCUUAUACUAAACAGCCAUUUCUCUAUUUUUGUAAAAAGUUUAUGUUUGUAAGAUACAUUUUUCUUUGAGUGGCAAAAAUAUAAAUUAAAAAUUGAGUUUUUUUUAUACUUUUAAACAUUUUAUUUUGGGCAUUUUUCCAAGGAGUGUGGAAUCGAAAAAUGUGAAUGAGUGAGUGUGUGGCUCAUCAAACUGUGAACAACUGAACUACUCAGGCAGCUGCAGAUUGUUGGAAUGGAUUCGAAUGAUUGUUGAACAUUUUUCAGAAUAAAACAAGUUUCCUGCCAAUCCUGA